AUGUUUAUCCUCUUCACCGUGGAAAGUAAGUUCCGGAAAAUGCAACGAGUGACAGCUCUGAUUCUACGAUUCAUCAACCAUAUUCGUCCAAAUGGACAGAGGCAACAUCGAUACGGUCCGUUUUCAAUCGAAGAACUUGAACAAGCUACUCUGGCGCUUGCAAGUAGUGUCCAGAAAGAAGCUUUCCCAGUUGAUUUCCAUCGUUUGUCCGUUGGUCAAGAAUUGCAUCGGAAGAGUAAGCUGAUUCCAUUCAAUGUUUUCCUCGACACUUCGAGGUUCACGGUACUUAGAGUUGGCGGAAGGAUCCGUCAUGCUGCACUGCCCGUUUGUCAGAAGCAUCCAAUCGUACUUCCAUCGGAUCAUCCAUUUACGCAUGCGUUGAUUUACGAGGAACUGAUUCACGCUCCACCACAAAUGCUUUUAAGUGCUCUCCGACGACGAUUCUGGGUAUUGCAUGGGCGCAGUGUUGUUCGCAAAAUCAUCCGUAGAUGUGUUAUUUGCUUCCGAGCGAAGCCAAUAUUGAUGCAACAAAAGAUGGGCGAUCUUCCGAGAUCGCGUUUAGAGGUAGUUUAUCCCUUUCUUAACACGGGUGUGGACUUUUGCGGCCCAAUGUACAUCCGCCAGCACAACAAGCGAUCAACGGUUACAUACAAAGCAUACGUAGCACUUUUUGUCUGCUUUGCGACAAAGGCGAUUCAUAUGGAGUUAGUCGGCGAUUUGACUGCAGAUGCCUUCAUUGCAGCACUUCAGCGCUUCGUUGCAAGGAGAGGUAAAUGUGCCAGAUUAUUUUCAGAUAAUGGCCUUAAUUUUGUAGGCAGCAAAAAUAAGCUGAAGGAGCUGCACGACCUGUUCCAAACCCAGAAGAUGAAGGCACUACGAGAUGAUUGGUGCGAAAAAUCAGCAAUUGAGUGGCAUCUCAUUCCUCCACGCUCACCACAUUUCGGUGGUUUAUGGGAGGCUGGAGUCCGUUCAGCGAAGUACCAUCUGAAGCGCAUCACUGGAACGGCGAACAUGAACUUCGAGCAAUACACCACCGUACUUACUCGCAUUGAAGCCAUUCUCAACUCGAGACCAAUAUCACCUAUAUCUGAGGACCCGAGUGACUUAAACCCGCUCACCCCUGGCCACUUCCUGGUGGGACAUCCGUUGACUGACAUCGCCGAACCGGACAUAAGCGACCGCAAGGAGAGCAAACUGGCACGAUGGCAACGUCAUACACUGAUGGUCCAACAUUUUUGGGCCAGAUGGUCACAGGAUUAUAUCACGACAUUGCAAAACCGCAACAAAUGGCAUGAACGCUUGCCAGUAACCCCAGGACAGUUGGUAAUUGUCCGUGAGGAUAACGUACCCACAAUGCAGUGGAGACUGGGAAGGAUCCAAGAUGUCAUUCCAGGCCAGGACGGUCUCGUGCGUGUGGCGAAUUUACGUAUGGGUAACAAGGUGAUCCGUCGACCGGUUACUAAACUGUGCCUGUUACCGAUAGAGGGCAACUGUGAACAACCAGAUGAGCAUCUGAAUCAUUCGACCGACCAGUUGGAGGAUUGA
This is a messenger RNA of Toxorhynchites rutilus septentrionalis, 1545 nucleotides long. RefSeq lists its product as uncharacterized. Lineage: Eukaryota; Metazoa; Arthropoda; Insecta; Diptera; Culicidae. The transcript has a single exon. The record is from RefSeq and is a predicted model, not a curated record. Bases 1 to 1545 code for a protein of 514 amino acids. Gene Ontology annotation, molecular function: nucleic acid binding. Gene Ontology annotation, biological process: DNA integration.